Xylona heveae TC161 is the source of this 1728-nucleotide messenger RNA. RefSeq names its product aminotransferase. Gene Ontology annotation, molecular function: transaminase activity; pyridoxal phosphate binding. Gene Ontology annotation, cellular component: cytosol. The record is from RefSeq and is a predicted model, not a curated record. The transcript has 5 exons. NCBI's taxonomy places the organism in Eukaryota, Fungi, Ascomycota, Xylonomycetes, Xylonales, Xylonaceae. The coding region runs from base 246 to 1691 and encodes 481 amino acids.
UCUCCUUGUGCCACUGAGCUUCUCCAAGUACCUUAGCUCCUGAUUUAUUCUUUUGUCUUUCUCUCUUUCCUAUAUCCGCAGCAUUUCAGGACCUUGACGGAAGAUAGAUUUUGGUGUCGACGCGCCUUCUGGCACAUUGACAAGGUCAAAAACACGAUUGGCCUAGCAAUUGGGUUUGACGACCAGUAUUGGAAUAUCGAAUUGGCAUUUCCGCCAAAGGACUGGACAUUGGACCUUCAGACGCAAUGGCUCCGGCAACAGUCGUAUCAGCGGAUCCUGCGCCGGCCGCUACCAAACCAACGUCUUCUACCAGCACGAAACAGGCAGCAACAACCGCUGGAUCGAGCAAUGUGUUCCACAACAGUACACUUCAAGACCCACACACUGUCGUUGCCGCUGACCGUCACCACCUCAUUCUCGCUAAUGGCCAGCGCGUGCUCGAUGCCACGGGCGGCGCGGCAGUCGCGUGUAUUGGCCAGAGCGACCAGCGCGUCAAACAGGCCAUUGCAGAGCAGUUGGAUAAAGUCCAGUACUGCCAUGCAUUGUUUUUUGGCAACACGCCGAGUGAAGAGCUCGCAAAUGAGCUGAUUGACUCGACGGGAGGGAAGAUGGCCAAGGUGUUUAUUGUUAGUUCUGGCUCGGAAGCCAUGGAGGCUGCUAUGAAAUUAACCCGGCAAUACUUUGUCGAGCUCUCCCAACCCCAACGUACGCAGUUCAUAGCACGACAUGAAUCAUAUCAUGGCAUCACGCUCGGCGCCCUCUCAAUGGGCGGACACAAGUUCCGCCGCGAGCUCUUCAAACCGAUGUUGCUCAACAACAUUUCACACGUCUCCCCAUGUAACCCAUACAGAGGGAAACACGACGGCGAGUCUGACGAGGCAUAUGUUGCGCGACUUGCGCGGGAAUUGGACGAUGAGUUUCAACGGCUCGGUCCUGAAAACGUUUGCGCCUUUGUUGCUGAGCCAGUUGUCGGUGCUGCACUCGGCUGUGUCCCCUCCGUGCCAGGAUACUUCCGCGCAGUCAAGUCCGUCUGCGACAAAUACGGCGCCUUGCUCAUCAUGGACGAGGUCAUGUGCGGGAUGGGCCGGACCGGCACCCUGCACGCCUGGCAGCAAGAGGACGGCGUCGUUCCAGAUAUCCAGACCAUCGGCAAAGGUCUCGGCGCAGGGUACAUGCCCAUUGCCGCCGUGAUGGCCAACCAGAAAGUCGUCGACGCAUUUAACAACGGGACGGGCUCGUUCCGCCACGGCCAAACAUACCAAGGCCACGCCAUCGCCUCCGCCGCCGCGCUCGCCGUCCAGCGCAUCAUCAAAUCCGACGGUCUGCUCCCGCGCGCCCAACACCUCGGAAACAUCCUCUCUUCCGUCCUCAUCGAACGUCUCGCAUCUCAUCCGUUCGUCGGCAACAUCCGUGGUCGCGGUCUCUUCUGGGGCAUCGAGUUCGUCGCAGACAAGAAGACCAAGGAACCCUUUGACCUUAAGGAGAAAAUCUCCAUGGCCGUGCAUGAUCGCGGCCUGAGCACAAAGUGGAAUAUCAGCCUCUUUCCAGGAACGGGUACCGCUGACGGAUACAAGGGCGAUCAUAUCCUCCUGGCACCGCCGUAUACGCUGACCGAUGAGGAAAUGCUGGAUCUAGUGCACCGCGCGGUAGGUGUUGUCGAAGAGGAGUUUAGAGAACGGGGUCUAGUUUAGUUUUCUUUGUGUGUUUUCUGUUUUCUAUUUUUUCUUU